GCCACGGAUUGGGCCAAUGUUCCACCUUAAUUGGAGUCCGGGGACUGAGGUGGAAAAGGCAGAACUGGCUGAUUGGAGGAGCCACGUCCCUGCAAGGGGCCAGGAGGGAGAUUACAGAGGCGCCAGGCCCAGAGCUCCAACAUGCACCUGCCGCCGCUCCAGGGGAGAUCGGGGUCCUGCCAAUUUACCCCGCCCCAUGAUCUCAUGGCUGUGUGUGCCAGGCACUAGCUCAGGGAGCAGCAUCUCACAGAGAAGACACUUGGAUGGGCCACAGGCCAAAACUGGGCCAAAACCCUGGAGAGGAGGACCUGGCUCAAGGCCAUAUCAUAUUUCCAUGUCAUUUUCCAGUGGCACCAACUGAGCUGGACAGAUAUUCUCACAGAGCUACACAUGCCAUGAUCAUCACUAGUUGCGAGAGUCUCCAGUGUUCAUUAA
Mandrillus leucophaeus (drill) is the source of this 435-nucleotide messenger RNA. Its product is annotated as chromosome unknown open reading frame, human C12orf80. The annotation marks the transcript as partial. The transcript has 3 exons. The record is from RefSeq and is a predicted model, not a curated record. Lineage: Eukaryota; Metazoa; Chordata; Mammalia; Primates; Cercopithecidae.